UGUUAGCUGUGACGCUAGAGCUACAGCUAAACGCACCAAAAUACAGACAUUUUAAAGUAACAGAAGCUUGUAAUGUUAUUAUUUAGCCUUUAUACAGUCGUCAGCGAUGUCACUGCUUAACGAUGUUACAUUUCCACCUUUAACGCCGUCACAAACACAAAGACUGACAUACUAUGAUCAGAGACUGCAAAAUGACACUAUCCAGUCAUCAGAGGAAGGACAAGAAGAAAUUGCUGCAGAUGUUUCUGUCCAACCUUCUGCGAGAAAGAUGUGUUGGACAGGUAGCCAUUACAUGUAUGCCGGCCCAGGGAGGAAGCCUCAGCUCCUGAAGCAGCUGGAGAGCUACAUUAACAAGGAGCUGCAGACCAUCAGCUCCUCUGUGCCUCAUUUUCAGGAACAGAAACUACAGGUCUACCGAGAUGCUUUUGGUUGUUUCAUCAAAGAGUUCAAAACCUACCAACCCUUUCUCUCCGCCAUCAAAAAGGAAUAUGAAAACACUUUAGCAUAUCAGAAGGAUCAAAUCAGAGAACUGGAGCCACUGCGCUCCCAUCUGAGGCUGGUGACAGAGGAGUGUGAGAGGAAGAACCAAGUUCACUGGGAAGAGGAGCAGAGUGAGAUCAGAGCCUUGAAAAUGGAGAAGCAAAAACUUCAGAGGGUCAUAGAGGCCAUGAAGGAGAAGGAAAAAGCCAUGCAGGCAGUGGUGGAGCGUCUGCAGUCUGAACUCUCAGCGCAGUAUCUGCAGUACCGGGAGGAGCGCGAUGCCCGCCAGCUGCUGAUCUGGCAGCUCAACGACUUAACAAGAGGCUCUGUGAAGGAGGAGCAUCCAGCAGAUGAAAACUCAGAAGAUGCUAAGGAUCCAGUUGAGCUGCAGCUCUCUCUGAAGGUGUGUCGGGGAGACCUGACCAAAGCUCAGGAGGAGCUCACCAGGAUAAGGGCUGAGUACUGGGACAUCGUGCCGAGGCGCAACUGGGAUACACUGGAACAAACACACCAACAGAACCUCUUGAAGAUGCAAACGCUGAAGGGUGAGUUUGAUCAGCUGAAGGUAGAGCAUGACAUCCUGCUGGAGCUCCACAAAGAAGGCAGCAUGCAGAACAAGACUCAUGAGCCCAGCACUGAGCAGACGGAUGAGAGUGUAUCUCAAGUGCAAAACCAGAAUGAGUACCACAACUUAAACGACCAGACUGGCUCUGAUGCCCCGGAGAAGAGCACGCUCACUGUCCAGGAGUUAAGGACGGCCCUGAAGACGAUGUUACCUCUGAAGUCAGAUGAGGAAAUAAAUGAACUUGUGACCUUGGCUCAAAGCGAAUCAGACGGCAGCGAUGACUGCAUCUCCUAUCAGAGACUCCACAGCCUGCUAGCAGAAAGUGUUGAAGUUGUACCCCCAGCCCUCGAAGUAUCAGAAGACAAAGUUGGAGCAAAUCCCCUUCAAGCAAGCGACUGAUUUAAAGUUGUACAGAAGUAUUACUUGGAUUGAUAACUAAUCAAGGAAGUUCUCCAGCUUGCCUGAUUCAGGACAUGUAAGAAACUCAAGUGUAUAUUAUUUUCAUUCUUGAAUUACAGAUUAUUGAUUGUCCCCACAACCCAAUUUUAAACCCUUCCUAAUAUUUUUCAUGAAUGCAAAUGUUUGUCAAGUAGUGUAUGCAGCAGAAGCUUCAAAAUCUAGAGAUAGAAUCAUAUGAAUAAAUGUUUUGUGACUUAAGUAACCUGACCCUGUGACGUUAUUAUUAUCAUGUGUGCCUUAAUAGAAUAGGUUGAUAACUUGCCAAGUGCAACUUAUCCAAAUAU
Messenger RNA from Eleginops maclovinus (Patagonian blennie), 1788 nucleotides. RefSeq names its product translin-associated factor X interacting protein 1 (gene tsnaxip1). Bases 107 to 1444 code for a protein of 445 amino acids. Gene Ontology annotation, cellular component: cytoplasm. The transcript is spliced from 11 exons. The record is from RefSeq and is a predicted model, not a curated record. NCBI's taxonomy places the organism in Eukaryota, Metazoa, Chordata, Actinopteri, Perciformes, Eleginopidae.